Molecule: messenger RNA, 3438 nt
Organism: Capronia coronata CBS 617.96
Lineage: Eukaryota; Fungi; Ascomycota; Eurotiomycetes; Chaetothyriales; Herpotrichiellaceae
Exons: 5
Coding region: 1-3438 (1145 amino acids)
Biological process (GO): wybutosine biosynthetic process; tRNA methylation
Molecular function (GO): protein binding; tRNA methyltransferase activity
Source: RefSeq, a predicted model, not a curated record
AUGGCCUCUCCAAUGCCUCUCCGCCACGUCGGCAUGGACGACGAGAUGGCCUUGGAAAAGAAUGCCGGCCUGAUCAUGGGGACAAACAACAGCAGCAUAGUAUCCAAGAGGAGUGUGGAAAGGCUUUACCUGCCUCAGCCACAUUUCUACCGCUAUUUCGUCAAAAAGCCCCAAAGGCGAGCCCCGACCAUUAACCGUGGAUAUUGGCUUCGCAUGAGAGCCAUUGACUGGGUGGUAAGACAGUUUUUGGAAAGGUCUUCAGAGCAGAAGAAAGUCAUCAUCAAUCUGGGCUGUGGCUAUGACCCUCUUCCUUUCCAAUGGAUGGCCCAAGACAGAGACCUGUGCGGCAACACCAAAUUUAUCGAUGUCGACUUCGACGAGCUUAUGGUCAGCAAGCGAGAGAUCAUCUUAAACACCCCUAAGAUGAAGGAUAUGCUUUCUUUGACUCCCGAUCGACCGACGGAAAAAGGGGUCGUGCUGGAUACCGAGGAGUAUACCGCACUCGGCUGUGACCUUCGAAACCUGCGACGGCUAGAGCGAUUGGUCAGAUCUGUUGUUGACAUUGACCAAUGUCUUGUGCUAUGUGUUGCGGAGGUCAGCAUCACUUAUAUGUCUCCCGAUGAUUCAGAUCCUCUUAUUGCGUGGACAACCACUCUGUCCCCCGAUGUGACCUUCUGCUUGUUGGAGCAGCAAUGUCCGGAUCGACCUGAUAAUCCAUUUGCGGCGGCCAUGUUGAAACACUUUGCCAAGUUGGGAACACCUCUGCGUUCGCUGCUCAAGUACCCUGGGAACCAUACUCAAACACUACGCUUUCAGGACGCAGGGUACUCUCAAAUCGAGAUACAAAGUCUAUGGGAAUUAUGGGCUGAUCCUAGAUUCCUGUCUCCAUCGCAAAGAAUGUCUCUGGAUGAGGUCGAGCCUUUCGACGAAUGGGAAGAAUUCGCUUUGUUUGCAUCUCAUUACUGUCUAAUAGUGGCGCAGACUGGUCCUGAGCCGUUGAUACCGGAACAACCUAGGUCGAGGCGAGCUUCCGUCGACAGCUUCGCCUCGGAUCUUUCGACAAGAACAGUUUCCCCGUACAGAGGACAGACGCAAUGGUUUGCAUACAAGUUCUCACCCAACCCCAAUCAAGAAGGACGAACUCACCACGGCUCGGCAUUCUCCAUUCCCGGUCGAGAUGCCAUUGGCCUUCAUGGUGGGAUAGGCCCUCAGGGCCGUCAGUCGACCACAUCAGUCUAUGCGCCUGCAGAUUCCAACCUGCCAUUUCCUCCAGUUCCCCCGGAAGAGAUCGGCGCAAGAUGUUGUCACACUAUAACUUCGCUUGAGAGCGGACAGAAUGUGCUAGUAGGUGGGCGUCUGUCACCUUCUGCGCCGUUGAAGGAUUGCUGGUUACAAACGGGGUCCAAGUGGGAAAGGAUCCAGGACCUUCCCGAACCACGCUUUCGACAUCGAGCCGCUGCUGUGACCCUGUCCGACAAUCAUUAUGGUGUUCUGGUGUUUGGAGGCAAGACAUCCGCCACCAAGGUCGCGCUAGACUGUCUUCUCUGGGACCAGAAAAAUGGGUGGCAGAAAUUGAGGUCUCUGCGAUCAGACCCUAUGCCACGAUUUGGGGCGAGUUUUGUCAGGCUAGGCUUCAACCAUGGUCUACUAUUCGGCGGAAUGCGGCACGAUGGAGUCAUCUGCCAGGGACUAUGGAGGUGGAGGCUGAUCAUCCGAGACAACGUCGUUGCCGGCAUCAGUUUCAAGACCUCUACCGCACUGGAUGCGUCGGCGGGGAGCUUCCCCUGGUUGUCUCGUCUCGGAGCCUCAUACAGCGUGAUUCGGAACGAAUUGCUUGUUAUCGGAGGCGUGGCCAAACACGGGUGUAUUCCCAAGGACUACGAGGUUCUUUCUAUUCUUGGAAGCUUCUCCGCGUUCAGCGAGUUUGAGAAGGAAAUGGAGCUGCGAGUCGCCUGCGUCACACCAAAGAACGACCCGAACGUCCCACGACCUUUUCUCGUCGGCCAUUCGUCGCACCGUACCGCGAAAGAGACCACGCUGCUCGUGGGCGGCGGGGCAACAUGUUUUAGCUUUGGCUCGUACUGGAAUCCUGGGUGUUGGCUGCUCUACUACCAAGAACCAGGCGUGAGUUCACCCUGGGCUCUCGUGAAGCCAACACCGUCUGAACUGUCGCCUAGCCCUAUUCCGGCGUCAAAAGAAGGCCCAUCGCACCCACCCAUCUCAGUUGAGGCCAUUCGCCUGUGCAAUGAGCAAGACUUCGCCCACGUCCUUCGCGAAGGCACGCCGAAAAUCUUGACGUCUCUUGACAUUGGUUCCUGCGUGUCAGUGUGGACUCCGACGUACCUUGUCUCCAAGGUUCCCGCCUCGAAAUCCGUUGUGGUCCAUUCUGCGUCAAGCCGAACCAUGAGUUUCCAGCGCAAAGACUUCCUUUACAAAACGCUGCCCUUCCACGAGUUCGUCACUAGUCUCACAAGGGACCCCAAUGCGCAUAUGUACUUGCGCUCGAUCUCCAGCACCAACCCGACACAGCUGCCCGCCGACUUGUCGACUGACUGGCCGGAGUUGGCGAAGGACUUUGUCCUGCCGCCCGCCCUGAGCUUCGUGAGAGAAACGCAGCAUAGCAGCCCACUGCGUAUCAGUGCCAAUGUCAACAUGUGGCUACAUUACGACGUCAUGGCCAACGUGCUCUUUCAAGUCCGGGGCGCACGCAAACUCAUCUUGUUCCCGCCCGAAGAUAUCAAGCAUUUGUCUUUUCCACCGGGCUCCACGACUUCGACGUUCGACAUUUUCGAACCCACGGCCGACGGCCAAAAGAACCACCUCGGUGAACCAGACCGACUAAUCUCCAUUCCAAACACCCAUCCGCAUGUCGCAAUCCUGCGGCCAGGAGAAGCACUUUAUAUACCUCCUUUAUGGGCACAUGCCGGCACACCGAUGCCCGCGCCAACAACAAGACUAACACCCACCCCCAAGCAAAAGUCACCAUCUCCACACCAUCAGUCUACUCCCCAGGCUCAACCGGACACUAAUCAGUUUCAACACAUACCUAGUCCUCACAGCAAGUCAAUCGAGGCAUCGAAGUCACCAGCCGACGCCGAAUCCUCACACAUCAACAUCUCUCUAAACAUCUUUUUCCGCUCCCUCUCUCCGUCACGCUACGCGGCUGGCCGCGACGUAUACGGCAACCGCGAUCUCGCCGCCUACGAAGACGGCCGACGAGACGUCGACAAGAUCGUGCGCCGGUUUCUCUCCACCAGUAACAAUAACCCCAAAAGCGACGCUUCACACUCUGCAGAAACACAUUCUGCAAGCCGUAACGGAAAUGGAGAUACCGACGACCGUCAAUGCGAGAUACCUGAGGGUAUUCCGAAGGCCAUUGCCAAAGCCUAUCUCGAACGACUCGCUGACGAGUUGAGAGACCGUGCGAAGAAACUGUAG